Messenger RNA from Orycteropus afer afer, 1413 nucleotides. RefSeq names its product zinc finger protein 436 (gene ZNF436). Bases 1 to 1413 code for a protein of 470 amino acids. The transcript is spliced from 3 exons. NCBI's taxonomy places the organism in Eukaryota, Metazoa, Chordata, Mammalia, Tubulidentata, Orycteropodidae. Gene Ontology annotation, biological process: regulation of transcription by RNA polymerase II; central nervous system development. Gene Ontology annotation, cellular component: nucleus. Gene Ontology annotation, molecular function: DNA-binding transcription factor activity, RNA polymerase II-specific; RNA polymerase II cis-regulatory region sequence-specific DNA binding. The record is from RefSeq and is a predicted model, not a curated record.
AUGGCAGCCACCUUGCUCAUGGCUGGGUCCCAGGCACCUGUCACAUUUGAAGAUAUGGCCAUGUACCUCACACGGGAAGAAUGGAGACCUCUGGACCCUACACAAAGGGACCUUUACAGAGAUGUUAUGCAGGAAAACUAUGGAAAUGUUGUCUCAUUAGAUUUUGAGAUCAGGAGUGAAAGUGAAGUGAAUCCAAAGCAAGAAAUUAGUGAGGAUGUGGAAUUUGGGACCACAUCUGAAAGACCUGUCGGGAAUGCUGAGGAAAAUCCUGAAAGUGAAGAGGCCUUUGAAAAUGGAGAUAGAUCAGAAAGACAGUGGGGAGAUUUAACAGCAGAAGAGUGGGUGAGCUACCCUCUCCAACAAGUCACUGAUUUGCUUGUCCACAAAGAAGUGCACACAGGCAUCCGAUAUCAUAUAUGCUCUCAUUGUGGAAAGGCCUUCAGUCAGAUAUCAGAUCUUAAUCGACAUCAGAAAACCCACACUGGAGAUAGGCCCUAUAAGUGUUAUGAAUGUGGAAAGGGCUUCAGUCGGAGCUCACACCUUAUUCAGCAUCAAAGAACACACACUGGGGAGAGGCCGUAUGAUUGUAAUGAGUGUGGAAAAAGCUUUGGAAGAAGCUCUCAUCUCAUUCAGCAUCAGACAAUACACACUGGAGAGAAGCCUCACAAAUGUAAUGAGUGUGGGAAAAGUUUUUGCCGGCUCUCUCAUCUAAUUCAGCAUCAAAGGACCCACAGUGGGGAGAAACCCUAUGAAUGUGAGGAGUGUGGGAAAAGCUUCAGCCGAAGCUCUCACCUGGCUCAGCAUCAGAGGACCCACACUGGUGAGAAGCCUUAUGAGUGUAAUGAAUGUGGGCGAGGCUUCAGUGAGAGAUCUGAUCUCAUCAAACACUAUCGAGUUCACACAGGGGAGAGGCCCUACAAAUGUGAUGAGUGUGGGAAAAAUUUCAGUCAAAACUCUGACCUUGUGCGCCAUCGCAGGGCACACACAGGAGAAAAGCCAUACCACUGUAAUGAAUGUGGGGAGAAUUUCAGCCGCAUCUCACACUUGGUUCAGCACCAGAGAACCCACACUGGGGAGAAGCCAUAUGAAUGCAAUGCUUGUGGGAAAAGCUUCAGCCGGAGUUCCCACCUCAUUACACACCAGAAAAUUCACACUGGAGAGAAGCCCUAUGAAUGCAAUGAGUGUUGGCGAAGUUUUGGUGAAAGGUCAGAUCUGAUUAAACACCAGAGAACCCACACAGGAGAGAAGCCCUAUGAGUGUGUGCAGUGUGGGAAAGGUUUCACCCAGAGUUCCAACCUCAUCACACAUCAGAGGGUUCAUACAGGAGAGAAGCCUUAUGAAUGUACCGAAUGUGAAAAGAGUUUCAGCCGUAGUUCAGCUCUUAUUAAACAUAAGAGAGUUCACACUGAUUAA